This is a messenger RNA of Aspergillus campestris IBT 28561, 1177 nucleotides long. RefSeq lists its product as uncharacterized. The transcript is spliced from 5 exons. NCBI's taxonomy places the organism in Eukaryota, Fungi, Ascomycota, Eurotiomycetes, Eurotiales, Aspergillaceae. Bases 1 to 942 code for a protein of 313 amino acids. The record is from RefSeq and is a predicted model, not a curated record.
AUGAAUCUCUCGCAGCUGCUUGCAUGUGCCUGUAUAGCCCUCUUUGCCGUGGCCGCGGACUGGCCGGGCCCGAAGCAAACGGAAAUGGAAAAUGGCGUGGAGGUCUGGAAGGCAAAGGCCCGAGAAGAUAGGAAUAGAGUGUACACGUACAAAGUCAAUGACCUGAACGCGAGAGGCGCACGUCCAAAACUCGUGUACAACUGCCACAAAGUUCCAGCACUCUGCGCCAAUGCUCGAACCAGGUUGAACGGCGAAACAAAGACAACGAGACACUAUGAUGCGGAUAUCUCGAAUGGACGCCAUGACGCUCGCCGAGACCAGGCCUGUCCAAACAGGUGGAUUGAAAGCCACCAAUGCCCUGAGCCCAACCAGCCAGAGGACUUUUGGUACUACAUCACCAAACUUAAGAAGUUUGGUCAAAGGAAAAUCGAGAUGAUGCAGGAUAAACAACCAGACGGUACAGAAACACAGGACCCGGUCCAGUUCGGCCAAGCCAAGAUAACGUACGAUCCGGACGGAACCAUCAAAAAGACCUGGAGCAUGAUUGGUGCCAGGUUUACUUGUGACGAAUGGCCUGCUGCAUCCUGGAUUGAAGGGGGCCAAGGAGCGAAUACUUACUGCUCGCCAACUCGCUUGUGUGGUAAAAAAAAAGUGCGGCCUUUGAACACAGAGCAAGACUGGCAGGGUCAGGCUCAUGGGACGAUUAAGGAAUGGUACGAUUCAUUCUAUCACCAAUGGGCUAGGAAUAUACAAGAUGACCACGACGUCAACUACGAAAUUUUCAAAUUCGACUUUGAGAUAGUCAAUGAUCCUGGAAGUAAAUUUGGCACCUGGCUUGAGGCGCUGGGGCGCAAAAGAUACUGCUAUCCCAAGGGGAAUAUUGACAAUGACUGCCAAAAGGAAUGGGAUGAGGAUCCUGAUGACCUCUUUAGACGAAGAUGACGAAGAUGACGAAGAUGACGACGAAGAACUUUGACAAUGAGGCGGCCUCUACGCUGUCGUGAACCCGUCUUUUGGUCUCUGUCUCUUUGCAUGUCCGUGUUGUAUACAGAGACCUAAGUUGAAGGAAGCUUUAUGAGUCAUCUGACAAAGUCUCAAAUUGAACAAUAGGACAUACCUACUACAGGAAAGAAUGAGCUUCUAAUCAUUUUAAGCUCUGGCUGAAAUUUCAUUGUGU